AUGCGGGGCAAGGACGAUGAGUACGAUUAUCUCUUCAAAGUUGUACUCAUCGGGGACUCAGGGGUGGGGAAGAGCAACCUGCUGUCACGCUUCACCCGCAAUGAGUUCAACCUGGAGAGCAAGAGCACCAUCGGGGUGGAGUUUGCCACCAGGAGCAUCCAGGUGGACAACAAGACGGUGAAGGCUCAGAUCUGGGACACGGCCGGGCAGGAGCGCUACCGGGCCAUCACCUCAGCGUACUACAGGGGGGCAGUGGGAGCUCUGCUCGUCUAUGACAUUGCCAAGUACCUGACGUAUGAGAACGCAGAGCGCUGGCUGAAGGAGCUGCAGGACCACGCCGACGCCAACAUUGUCAUCAUGCUGGUGGGCAACAAGAGUGACCUGCGGCACCUGCGGGCUGUGCCCACCGACGAGGCCAGGAGCUUUGCAGAGAAGAAUGGGUUAUCCUUCCUUGAGACGUCUGCUCUGGAUUCCACCAAUGUGGAGACAGCUUUCCACAACAUCCUCUCGGAGAUCUACCGCAUCGUGUCGCAGAGGCAGAUGGCUGGCCAGCCCGAGUCCGAGUUUGGCCCCUCCACCACCAUCGAGCCCAUCCGGGUGCUGCCCACGCAGCAGGAGGGCCGGCAGGCGCCCUGCUGCCAGAACAUCUGAGCCCCUGGGGUGCCCCCACCGUCACCCCCCAGCACCCAGCACAUGGUGGCAUCGUGUCUCACCCUCUACCUCUGCCCACCACAGCUCCCUGAGCAGUGCAGGCUGGCGGCUGUUUCUGUGUGCGCCAUCAUCCUGCCCGUUCUGCUCCGUGUGUUUAUGUAGGACCGAGAAAAUCAGAGGGGGAGGCAAAUGAUCAGGGUGUCUCCCCUCUCUUCCCCAAGGUUGGGAGCAUGCCAUUCCGUGUCCCUGCUCCCUUUAGCCCUGCAGGCACAGUCACUGGGUGGCUGGGUGGCACUGAACAAGCCCAAACACGGUGAGUCCCUGU
Catharus ustulatus (Swainson's thrush) is the source of this 976-nucleotide messenger RNA. Its product is annotated as ras-related protein Rab-11A-like. Gene Ontology annotation, molecular function: GTP binding; GTPase activity. Lineage: Eukaryota; Metazoa; Chordata; Aves; Passeriformes; Turdidae. The coding region runs from base 1 to 651 and encodes 216 amino acids. The transcript has 5 exons. Gene Ontology annotation, cellular component: recycling endosome. Gene Ontology annotation, biological process: constitutive secretory pathway; regulated exocytosis. The record is from RefSeq and is a predicted model, not a curated record.